AUGUCAGAUCGGCGUCGGCGAAAUUCUCGAAAAUGCGCGACAAAAGAGUCAACAACUUUACUGAAUGAACAAAAACCUCAGCCGAACUCUCGAAGAGCAAAAGACACUCCUUCAACUAGACCAACGAAUGCUUCGAAACGAACUCGAAUAGAUUCGGUUGUCUCAAAACCAGUGGGUACGAAAAAGAGAAAAGAGAUUCUUUAUGAUGGAGAUGACGAUGAUGAUAUCAAAGUGAUUUUUCCAGAUAACAAACAACCGUUAGGAAAAUCCGAAAUAGAUCGAUGUGCUAUCUGUUUGGAUGAUUGUACAGAACCAAAAGAGCUCGCUAAAUGUGGUCAUAUAUUUUGCACAGCAUGUAUUGAUCAAUAUUUCGAAACAGUCAAACCGCAAUGUCCAUGUUGUUUUACAAUCUAUGGGGAACUUCGAGGAAAUCAACCGGUGACUGGCACAAUGACCAUCGAUAACUCGAAACAUCGUUUACCCGGCUUUGAACAUGAUUCAUGUGGCUCAAUACGAAUAACAUAUUCUUUCCCGAACGGAAUCCAAGAUGAAAGUCAUCCGAAUCCAGGCACACCUUAUUAUGGCACAACUCGUCAAGCAUUUUUACCUGAUAAUUAUGAGGGUCGCUAUGUACUUAAAUUAUUAAAGAAAGCAUUUGAACUACGACAAAUUUUCACUGUCGGACAAUCUCGAACGACCGGUUAUGACAAUGUCAUCACUUGGAAUGACAUCCAUCAUAAAACAAGUAUUCAUGGCGGUGUUGAAAAUUUUGGCUAUCCGGAUAGCACAUAUUUGAAUCGAGUGAAACAAGAAUUGGCGGCUAAAGGAAUCAAAUAA
Molecule: messenger RNA, 837 nt
Organism: Adineta ricciae
Lineage: Eukaryota; Metazoa; Rotifera; Eurotatoria; Adinetida; Adinetidae
Source: the annotation of a GenBank genome assembly